This is a messenger RNA of Effrenium voratum, 189 nucleotides long. The record is from the annotation of a GenBank genome assembly. NCBI's taxonomy places the organism in Eukaryota, Dinophyceae, Suessiales, Symbiodiniaceae.
AUGCGCUACAAGAAGCUGUCUCGUCUUCACUGCGGGGGCAUCGCUGUCGGUGGCAACCGGACCUGUUGCCAGCUCCGCGCAUCUGCUGAUGGCAGCGGGCGCAGGAGCGCUGACUGGCAUCUGCGCAGACGCGCUGAUGGUUGCUCGGCCCAGUGUGCCGCGGCCAUUGUCGCCAGGCCAGCGCUUUGA